CUCUUCCAAAAAUUCAAAACCUUCCUCUUCUUUCUGCUCUCUAAGCUCUGAACUCUAAAAACCCAAAAUAUUUUAAGUUUUAAUUUCAAGAAAAAAUGUUUCAACCAGUAUCGGCAGAGUUGCCGGCGGCUAAUUUUCCGGUGUAUCACCGGAGUUCAAGCUUUAGUAGUCUUAUGUCAUGUUUAACGGAGACGUGGGGUGACUUGCCGCUUAAGGAGGAUGAUUCGGAAGACAUGGUAAUAUACGGGGUGUUACGCGACGCCGUUAGUGAUGGAUGGACGCCGUUUAACUUCACGGCGGGGGAGGUUAAAGCCGAGCCGUGGGAAUCAAUUGAGGCGGCUGUGACGCCGGCUUGUGCGGCGCCGACGUUCGUGGCGACGCCUGCGCCGGCGCCGGCGACGGCGCGGCCGAAAGGGAGGCACUAUAGGGGGGUGAGGCAGCGGCCGUGGGGGAAGUUCGCGGCGGAGAUAAGGGACCCGGCUAAGAACGGCGCGCGGGUUUGGCUCGGGACAUACGAGACAGCCGAGGAAGCCGCGAUCGCUUACGACAAAGCGGCUUACAGGAUGCGCGGCUCCAAGGCUUUGUUGAAUUUCCCGCACCGAAUCGGGUCGAACGAGCCGGACCCGGUUAGAGUGACGGCUAAGAGAAGGUCGCCGGAGCCGGAAGCUUCGUCCACGUCCUCAGUUUCAGAAAAUGGCUCGCCGAAGCGGAGACGAAAAGUGGCUGCGGCUGAGCAAGCCGAUUCGGAUGUGGAGAGCCGAUCAAAUCCCCUUCCAGCCGAGUGCCACGCCAAUAUAUUGCCAAUUGGCGAGCAGUUAAUCGUUAGCCAAUUGGCGUUUUAGGCUUUUUAGCUUAGCUGAGCUGUGAACGUAGGAGAUGAUAAAGGCGUGUUUGGAUAGGAAUGCACACAAAAAUUCAUGACAAGUGGAGAAAAGAACUAAUUUGAUGAUGCACUAUCUAGAUAACUUUUCCCCCUUGUCUAUUGUCUUUCCACUUCUACAACUACAAAACAACAUUUGUACAUUAUGAUAUGAGAAAUUAUGAGAUAUUCUAGGUUGUUGGUUAUGUGAA
Messenger RNA from Ipomoea triloba (trilobed morning glory), 1071 nucleotides. Its product is annotated as ethylene-responsive transcription factor 2-like. Gene Ontology annotation, biological process: regulation of DNA-templated transcription; ethylene-activated signaling pathway. NCBI's taxonomy places the organism in Eukaryota, Viridiplantae, Streptophyta, Magnoliopsida, Solanales, Convolvulaceae. Bases 96 to 842 code for a protein of 248 amino acids. The transcript has a single exon. The record is from RefSeq and is a predicted model, not a curated record. Gene Ontology annotation, molecular function: DNA-binding transcription factor activity; DNA binding.